AUGUCCAUGCGCCAUCUGAUCUCUAUUGAAGACUUGACUGAUGAAGAGUUUGUUGCUUUGGUCGAAAGAGCAGAGUAUUACAAAAAAGUAUUCAAAAACAAUGAUUCUGCAGAAUUUCAAAAGCAUCAUUUGAAGCUAUUAGGUAAAACUAUCGCUUUAAUCUUUACUAAAAGAUCCACAAGAACUAGAAUCUCUACUGAAGGUGCUGCCACUUUUUUCGGUGCUCAACCUAUGUUUUUAGGUAAAGAUGAUAUUCAACUAGGUGUUAAUGAAUCCUUCUAUGAUACCACAAAAGUAGUGUCUUCAAUGGUUUCAUGCAUAUUUGCACGUGUUAACAAACAUGAAGAUAUCCAAAACCUAUGUAAACAUUCUUCUGUGCCAAUUAUCAAUUCUCUUUGUGACACAUACCAUCCUUUACAAGCCAUCUGUGAUAUGUUGACAAUCAAGGAAAAACUAGACUAUGUAAAUAAUAAACUAAAGAUUGCUUGGGUUGGUGAUGCUAAUAACGUUAUUAAUGAUAUGGCCAUUGCUGCUUUGAAAUUGGGUAUAGACGUCUCCAUUGCCACUCCAGAAGGCAUCGAAAUGGACAAAAACAUUGUGGAUGCCGCCUCUAAGAUUACUCAAAGAAACGGUUCUACUAUUGAGUACACUCACGAUCCAAAGCAUGCAGCUAAAGGUGCCCAUGUCCUUGUCACUGAUACCUUUGUCUCUAUGGGUGAGGAAUACGCUAAAGAAGCUAAAUUAAAACAAUUUGCAGGAUUCCAGAUUGAUAGUGAAUUAGCUAAAUUGGCUGAUCCAAACUUUAAAUUCAUGCAUUGUUUGCCCAGACAUCAUGAGGAAGUCACUGAUGAUGUCUUUUACGGCAAUCAUUCUAUUGUGUUUGAUGAAGCUGAAAAUAGAUUAUAUGCUGCUAUGGCCGCUAUCGACAUAUUUGUUAUUAACAAGGGUAAUUUCAAUUUACCACCUAACUAG
Molecule: messenger RNA, 972 nt
Organism: Arxiozyma heterogenica
Lineage: Eukaryota; Fungi; Ascomycota; Saccharomycetes; Saccharomycetales; Saccharomycetaceae
Gene: ARG3
Product: ornithine carbamoyltransferase
Exons: 1
Coding region: 1-972 (323 amino acids)
Biological process (GO): L-citrulline biosynthetic process
Cellular component (GO): mitochondrion
Molecular function (GO): amino acid binding; ornithine carbamoyltransferase activity
Source: RefSeq, a predicted model, not a curated record